Molecule: messenger RNA, 769 nt
Organism: Vigna radiata var. radiata (mung bean)
Lineage: Eukaryota; Viridiplantae; Streptophyta; Magnoliopsida; Fabales; Fabaceae
Product: protein NIM1-INTERACTING 1-like
Exons: 1
Coding region: 202-576 (124 amino acids)
Biological process (GO): regulation of systemic acquired resistance
Source: RefSeq, a predicted model, not a curated record
UGCAGCGAAAGCACAAGUUAUGACGUCAUAGGCUCAGCGUCACACACAUUUUUUCUAUAUAAAAGGUUCGCAGAAUUGAGAAACACGGCAUUCCUUUCCGACAAUGCUGGCAUACCUACUCUGUUCGCACCAACAAUCUUAAACCUCUCUCUCUUCUACUGUUUCCGUUGAUUAGAGUUUUGUUUUUCUCUCUGUUUUGCUAUGGAAAAUAAGAAGAGAGAAGCGAGGAACGAUGAGGAUCGCGACGACGAGAACGAUGAGAUGAAGAUGGAGAAGUUUUACUCGCUCUUGAGAAGCUUCCGCGACGCACGUGAUCGGCGCCGAAGGGAAUUAAUGGAGUUGGAGAAGAACGAGAGCAACCGGAAAAAGAUGAAGACCACCACCACUACAUCAACUACGGCCAAGCCAGAAGUUGCUUUCGAAUUUCAGGACUUUACCACCGAUAUUCACUUCAGAAAACCACCUUUGGUUUUUCCCAAUCCAAGUUCACGCGCCGCAAGCAAAGAUAUCAUCAGCAAUGGUAAGAAGAACGCAGAACAACAUGAUGUAGCUCUCGACCUCAAACUCGCUCUCUAGCUACGCGCUUUCAACAACCGUCGCCAAGACCACAGCCCUUCAAUUUUUUCGGAGUGUUUUUUUUCUUCCGCUUAUACAAUUAUUGUCUUAUAUGGUUCUGUGUAUCCGAAAAAAAAACGUGAGUGUAUUUUACGUAAGAUAAAUACAAAGAACCUUUUUGACAAAGAAAAAUAAAAAAACACUCAUGUUAAAA